Molecule: messenger RNA, 387 nt
Organism: [Candida] anglica
Lineage: Eukaryota; Fungi; Ascomycota; Pichiomycetes; Serinales; Debaryomycetaceae
Source: the annotation of a GenBank genome assembly
AUGACGAAAAUUGUAGAAGCAAAAUCAUUUCUAGAUUAUCAGAUCUCAUUGUUUCAUGAGAACUUACGUCAAUUGCUUAAAGAUUUCACAAGGGAGAACCUAGACCGGAUAAUUAAAUCUAUACAAUGGAUUGAAAACAUUCAAGGUCAUGAUACUGAGGUGAACAAUUACUACGCCUGUUCGAAAAAAAUUUGUUUGCAAAUGGACGAGUCUCAAACAUUGACUGUGCAAAAUCCCAACCCACGGUAUGAUUAUUAUUCAGUUGUGAUGGCUGUCGAUAAGAAUCCAGUUUCACUUGAAAAUAUUUUGUGGAAGUAUAGUGAGAGGCUAAUAAAUAUUCAUGGAAAGCAAAUGGAAGACAACGACAAGCUAAUGCACCGAAACUGA